Molecule: messenger RNA, 1756 nt
Organism: Zonotrichia leucophrys gambelii
Lineage: Eukaryota; Metazoa; Chordata; Aves; Passeriformes; Passerellidae
Gene: TFAP2B
Product: transcription factor AP-2 beta
Exons: 7
Coding region: 119-1447 (442 amino acids)
Biological process (GO): anatomical structure development; regulation of cell population proliferation; regulation of transcription by RNA polymerase II
Cellular component (GO): nucleus
Molecular function (GO): DNA-binding transcription factor activity, RNA polymerase II-specific; RNA polymerase II transcription regulatory region sequence-specific DNA binding
Source: RefSeq, a predicted model, not a curated record
CUGUUCUCCUGUGUCCAACACGUCCCUUUGCAGAUCUCCUUGAUAUUUUUCCCUCCAAUUGUUAGUAUUAUCACCAUUAUUUUAUUUUUAGCUAUUACAAGACUUUUUUUAUUUCCAGAUGUUAGUCCACACCUAUUCCGCCAUGGACCGGCAUGAUGGAGUGCCCAGCCACAGUUCCAGGCUGUCCCAGCUGGGAUCCGUCUCGCAGGGACCCUACUCCAGCGCUCCUCCGCUCUCUCACACCCCAUCCUCGGAUUUCCAGCCGCCUUAUUUCCCACCCCCCUACCAGCCUCUUCCUUACCACCAAAGCCAGGACCCUUACUCCCAUGUCAAUGACCCCUACUCCCUAAACCCCUUGCAUCAGCCCCAGCAGCACCCCUGGGGACAGAGGCAGAGGCAAGAGGUGGGAUCAGAGACCGGGUCACUGCUGCCACAGCCUCGGGCCGCCCUGCCCCAGCUCUCGGGACUGGACCCCAGGCGGGACUACCACUCAGUUCGGAGGCCAGAUGUCCUCCUGCACUCAGCUCACCAUGGCCUUGACUCCGGCAUGGGGGACAGCCUUUCUCUGCAUGGCAUCGGACACCCAGGCAUGGAGGAGGUGCAGUCAGUUGAAGAUGCCAAUAACAGCGGUAUGAACUUAUUGGACCAGUCUGUCAUUAAAAAAGUUCCGGUUCCUCCAAAAUCUGUUACUUCUUUGAUGAUGAAUAAAGAUGGCUUCCUGGGUGGCAUCUCAGUCAACACCGGAGAGGUGUUUUGCUCUGUACCUGGCCGCUUGUCUUUGCUUAGCUCAACUUCAAAGUACAAAGUAACGGUGGGAGAAGUUCAGAGACGCCUUUCCCCUCCAGAGUGUCUGAACGCAUCCCUCCUAGGAGGAGUACUUAGAAGAGCCAAAUCGAAAAACGGGGGGAGAUCUUUGCGAGAAAGGCUAGAAAAAAUCGGUUUGAAUUUACCAGCCGGCAGGCGUAAGGCCGCAAAUGUCACUUUACUCACCUCCCUGGUGGAAGGUGAGGCCGUUCAUUUAGCUCGGGAUUUUGGGUACAUCUGUGAAACGGAGUUCCCAGCCAAAGCUGUUUCUGAGUACCUGAACAGACAGCACACGGACCCCAGCGACCUCCACUCCAGGAAAAACAUGCUGCUUGCUACAAAGCAACUUUGUAAAGAAUUCACAGAUCUCUUGGCGCAGGACAGAACGCCCAUUGGGAACAGCCGGCCCACCCCCAUUUUGGAACCGGGCAUUCAGAGCUGCUUGACUCACUUCAGCCUCAUCACCCACGGCUUUGGGGCCCCUGCGAUCUGCGCCGCCCUCACGGCCCUCCAAAACUACCUGACUGAAGCUCUCAAAGGCAUGGACAAGAUGUUCUUGAACAACAACACUGCUAACAGGCACACAUCUGGCGAAGGACCAGGUAGUAAAACUGGAGACAAGGAAGAGAAACACAGAAAAUGAGAGAGAGAGAGAGAGAAAGAGAGAGAGAGAGAGAGAGGAAAAAAAAUAGAAUGAAAGAAAGGAAAAGGAAAAAAAAAGUUAAAUAAAUAAAAGGAGAAGAGAGAGAGAUAAUCUUUUAAAACAAAACCGUCUUAAUUUUAGCUUUAAAAAUACUGGAUUGGGCUUUGGAAGAAUUCUAUUAGGUAGGACAAAAUAAUAAUAAUAAUAAAAUAAAAAUAAUAAUAAUAAAAGAAAGACAAUAAUUUAAGAUCAGAGGAGCACAAUGGCGCAAGACCAGUGGUUCAGAGUCUCUUGCCAGGAACAUGUGAA